CCAACUUCACUUCAUAGUACUUACUUAACCUCUAAAUGGUUCUUGUUUAUUACACACUCGCCCCUUUAAACUAUAAUCAGCCCUAAAUGAUCGUAAAAGGGGUGCAAUUUGUGGUUGAAGAACAUGUUUCGUAUUAUUAGGUCAAACGUACUGAAGCUUCCGAAACCUCCCUAGCAUUUUUAGAGGUGGUCAAAAUUAAGAGAUGGAGUACGAUUAUGUUAGUUUUCGUUCCGAAAUGGACUUUCACAACAAGUGCUGCGGCGGAAUGAUUUGGUGUAUCCGCGAUAUUUGCGGCAUCAUCUGCGCAAUCCUGACGUGGUUUCUUAUUCUUUACGCCGAAUUCGUCGUGAUGUUUAUUAUACUAAUACCGACGUCUUACAGCCUUUACAGUCUAGCAAAUAUGAUCAUAUUCCAAUCGUGCACGUUUCUCGCGUUUACCUCACAUUUAAGGACGAUGUUUACCGAUCCGGGUGCCGUGCCAAAAGGUAACGCGACCAAGGAGAUGAUUAAACAGAUGGGAUUUCGGGAGGGGCAGGUUAUUUUCAAGUGCCCGAAGUGUUGUAGUAUCAAACCGGAAAGGGCGCAUCACUGUUCCGUCUGUCAAAGAUGCAUACGCAAAAUGGACCACCACUGUCCAUGGGUCAACAAUUGCGUGGGCGAAAACAAUCAAAAGUACUUUGUGUUAUUUACGUUUUAUAUCGCCGCCAUCUCGUUGCACUCCCUAUUUCUCGCCGCCAAUCAGUUUCUUACCUGCAUUCGGACCGAGUGGAGGGACUGCACGGCGUACUCUCCACCGGCGACCGUCGUUCUGCUUCUGUUCCUCAUCUUCGAGGCGCUGCUUUUCGCCAUCUUCACAGCGGUCAUGCUCGGCACGCAGGUGCAGGCGAUCUGGAACGACGAGACGGGCAUCGAGCAGUUGAAGAAGGAGGAGGCGAGAUGGGUGAAGAAGUCGAGGUGGAAAAGUAUACAGGCGGUUUUCGGACGAUUUUCUAUCGGAUGGUUCUCGCCGUUCGCCGGACCAACUCCCAAGACUAAAUACGAGAACUAUUUAUAUUCGGUUUAAGUCAAUUCUUUUUUAAUUUAUAUACCUACCGCUACUGAGAAUUUUUUUAAAUGAUGUACUGAAUGUGGUCGAUCUAAUACAUUUGUUUAAUUUAA
Molecule: messenger RNA, 1158 nt
Organism: Photinus pyralis (common eastern firefly)
Lineage: Eukaryota; Metazoa; Arthropoda; Insecta; Coleoptera; Lampyridae
Product: palmitoyltransferase ZDHHC3
Exons: 4
Coding region: 203-1063 (286 amino acids)
Biological process (GO): peptidyl-L-cysteine S-palmitoylation; protein targeting to membrane
Cellular component (GO): endoplasmic reticulum; Golgi apparatus
Molecular function (GO): protein-cysteine S-palmitoyltransferase activity
Source: RefSeq, a predicted model, not a curated record